Myotis myotis is the source of this 2879-nucleotide messenger RNA. It is a transcript of the gene TRIB3, whose product is annotated as tribbles pseudokinase 3. The transcript has 5 exons. Bases 962 to 2038 code for a protein of 358 amino acids. Gene Ontology annotation, biological process: regulation of MAP kinase activity; protein phosphorylation; positive regulation of proteasomal ubiquitin-dependent protein catabolic process. Lineage: Eukaryota; Metazoa; Chordata; Mammalia; Chiroptera; Vespertilionidae. Gene Ontology annotation, cellular component: nucleus. The record is from RefSeq and is a predicted model, not a curated record. Gene Ontology annotation, molecular function: mitogen-activated protein kinase kinase binding; protein kinase activity; ATP binding.
ACUGUGUGUGGCUUGUUGGUAUCCGUCGUGCGGACGUGAAUGCGAUCGGUGGGAGAGCUCUGUGUGAGUGUAGGUGCGCGCUUGCCCGUGGAGGGAGACUGUGUCACCUAAGGCUGUGUGUGCCCCUCUCUGCUGUGGAUGUGUGUCUGGGCUGGCUGGCUCGGACAAAGUGUGUUUUUGAGGGGCACGGGCACACCUGUCUGCCCUGAUGUUUAAGUGUGUGUUUGGUGUGACCUGCCCUUUUCCCCCUCCCGGGCUGUCAGGGAUUAGGUGCUGCCCCACCCUACAGUGGAGGUCCCUCAGUGUUGCCUGCCAAUUCCCUUGUUCGUCUAUAGACUCAGAUACCGCCCCACGGGGCUCUGAGGCAUGGAUAGGGCCCAAUAAGCCUGGGGUGCUGAUACAGCCCCCGGAGAACACUCCCUGUGUCUCUGAGUCCCAGGCACAAGCAUCUACACAGCCAGGGAUCCCCUUGCUUGACUCAGAAAAACCUGUGAAGUAAGGAGUGUCGUCCUAGCCUCAUCCCUAGGGAGAUUUCUGAGGCCCCCAAGGUAGUACUUAAGCCAUCUUCAUCUAUGAAUAAUAGUAAUAAUAAUAAUAAUAAUAAUACUGUAGUGACUACUUCCUGAUACCUAUUGUGUAACAGGGCCAUACUACCCUAUUUGUGUUUUAAUUUCUUCCCACAAAAAUCCUAUGAGCCUUGCAGUCUGUGAGGCAACUGAGGUGCAGGAAGGUUGAAGACCUUGCCCAGGGCUACCCAGCCGGGAAGGGUCGGGGAAUAUUUGAUGAGUGCCACCCCCAGCUGCAUUCUUACCAAGACAGGAUUACGGCCUUUUACUCAAGCAACACAGCUGCAAGGCUGGUGACUUCCUCUGCCUUCAAAUGAAUGAACUCUUGGGGCCUGUGAGAGACCUCCCCGCCCUGUCUCACUUCUCACCUCAUGAUGCAACUGAGCUGACAGCGGAUGCGAGCCACUCCUCUGGCAGCUCCUACGGGUAGUCCCUCCAGGAAGAAGCAGUUGAAGUUGGAUGAUGACCUAGACACGGAGUGUCCCUCCCAGAAGCAAGCUCGAAGUGGACCUCAGCCCAGGCUGCCCCCCUGCCCUCUGCCCCUGAGCCCACCCCCUGCUCCAGUCCGUGCCCCUGCUGUGACCACUGCCUCCCGGCUUGGGCCCUAUGUCCUCCUGGAACCGGAGGAGGGUGGCCGGGCCUACCGGGCCCUGCACUGCCCCACAGGCACCGAAUACACCUGCCAGGUGUACCCAGUCUGCGAGAGCCUGAAGGUGCUAGAGCCCUACUCGCGGCUGCCUGCCCACAAGCACGUGGCGCGGCCCGCGGAGGUCCUGGCGGGCGCACACCACCUUUACGCCCUCUUCCCGCGGCCCCGUGGGGACAUGCACAGCCUGGUGCGCCGCCGCCGCCGCCUGCCCGAGCCCGAGGCCGCCAGGCUCUUUUGCCAGAUGGCCGCCGCCGUGGCGCACUGUCACCAGCACGGUCUGGUCCUGCGAGACCUCAAGCUGCGACGCUUUGUCUUCACCGACUGUGAGAGGACCAAGCUGGUGCUGGAGAACCUGGAGGACGCCUGCGUGCUGACUGGGCCGGACGACUCCCUGUGGGACAAGCACGCGUGCCCGGCCUAUGUGGGACCCGAGAUCCUCAGCUCGCGGGCAUCCUACUCGGGCAAGGCGGCGGACGUCUGGAGCCUGGGCGUGGCGCUCUUCACCAUGCUGGCCGGCCACUACCCCUUCCAGGACUCGGAGCCUGCCCUGCUUUUUGGCAAGAUCCGCAGGGGGACCUACGCCCUGCCCCGGGGCCUCUCCGCCCCGGCCCGCUGCCUGGUCCGCUGCCUGCUCCGCCGGGAGCCAGCUGAGCGUCUCACAGCCUCGGGGAUCCUGCUGCACCCCUGGCUGCGAGAGAACCUGACCCCCUCAGUCCCAUCCCGAGCCCACCUCUGGGAGGCUGACCAGGUGGUCCCCGAAGGGCCAGGGCUGGAGGAAGUUGAGGCAGAGGAGGGAGAAAGGGAAGUGGGCCUAUAUGGCUAGGACUACCCUACCCGACUCUCAGCUGUGAACUGUGGAUUGAGUUUGGGACGUACCCAAGCUCUCUCCUGCCUCUUUGACCCGAGAUAAACCCUAAGUGCCUUGUAGGAGGGAGAAAAGAGGAGGCAUGUUGAAGGGUGCUUCAGGCACGCCUGUGUGGUUCACACACCUGUUGGGAGCUCACCGUAUGCCUUGUUCCAGGUGCUGAGAACACAGCUGUGAACAAGAGACAGAACUCCUGCUCACAGGGCUGUCAGUCCUUUGCCAUCCCCACAGGCCAGUGUCUGCACUGGGCUGGGUACAACCAGUGCAGGUGGCGGCGUCCACUCGUGCUGGCACCCCCCACUGCUGUCCCGGACAGUCCCUUUCACAACCCACCCAGCUGCCUUCGUACGUUGCACCUCUGAGAAAGGGUAGCGUCCUGUGCCAAAGCCUUCAGGCCUCUCCCCUGCACCUGAGGCCCAGAGCCCAGGCCCUGCUGCGAAUUCCGCCCCAGCAGCUGUGUCCUCUUGGUCAGAGGAUCCUCUGUCCAGGCCUGAGCCAAGGGUCUGGGCUGGAAGAUCAAGAGUCCAAACUGUGAGGCGGGUCCUCAUCCAGCUCAAGGAGUGGUUGGGAAUGAGGGUCCAGGCCUGUCCGCCUCAGCAGCUGUGACCUGAGCCGCUGACUGGAGUUGGGGGACAGGAUUAGGUGGGGUCUGCCCCUGGCCUCCUGGAAAGUCCUAAGUCCAGGUCUGGGGACACUUGGGGUCCAGAACCCCACAUCAGCACUAUAGGUUUUGGAUGCUCCGAGUAUAUAUUUUUACCUUGUGCCUAAUAAAGGAGUUCUGGAAUACUUUUAUUUCUCC